This is a messenger RNA of Cylicocyclus nassatus, 3612 nucleotides long. The record is from the annotation of a GenBank genome assembly. Lineage: Eukaryota; Metazoa; Nematoda; Chromadorea; Rhabditida; Strongylidae.
AUGAACAUUAAUGCAAUGAAAGGCACAGGCAGUUUGGAAGAUCCCUACCUUAUUGAAAAUAAAGAAGAUUUCAAAACGUAUUUUAGUGCAAAAUCAAUUGAUAGUCACGCAAAACUGAUGAACGACAUCGUGCUGAACGAAAAUGUUCUUGACGAAAAUUAUCAGCUUAACGAAGGGACCUACGAGCAAUGGAACAGCCAAUGUGAGCUUCAUGCCACAUUCGACGGCCAAAACCACAGUGUUUCAGGACUGUACAUGUACACCAACAGCACCAGCAAUUACUCUAAAAAUCACUAUUGGGGACUUUUUACCGAAAUUGCAGAAGAUGGUACAGUAAAGAACCUAACCCUUAAAGACACUUAUUUGAAUUGUGCAGACACAGACCCUAGCAGAAAUCAUAUAGGAGGCAUCUGUGCCCAUAACAGCGGUACUAUUGAGAACUGCCAUUUCGAUGGCUACAUUUUCGACAAGUAUAUAGAUGAAUUUGACACCAACGACAGAAGUUAUGUAGGUGGUAUUUGUGCGAAAAUGACAGGCGGUUCCAUUUCAGGCUGUUCAGCCAAAGGCUCAUUAAAUGGCUUGAACCGUACGGGCGGUAUUAUCGGUUUUUAUGAAGGAACAGCCCCAAUAACCAAUUGUACGAAUUACGCCCACAUAUACGGCAAAAGGGAGGCCGGUGGUAUUGUAGGAGCAACCGACAUGUCCAAUGAAGUAAAUAUCAACCAAUGUGACAACCAUGGUGUUGUGGAAUCUGACCACAAUGCAGGUGGCGUUGUGGCAUGGGCAAAAGCUAGUGUUUCAAAUUGCAAGAACCUAGGAACGGUAAGAGGGCAAGACUAUACAGGCGGUAUUGCUGGCUAUAUAUACAAUGCUAUCGACAACUGCGUAAACGAAGGCAUCAGCAAAGACAUCACUAAAUGCCACAAUGAAGGUAUUGUAACUGGCGAGGAUAACAUUGGCGGUGUGGCCUAUUCUACCGAACAAAUUUCCGACUGUUACAACAUCGGUACCGUAAAAGCCACAGGAGGCAAUAUAGCAGGCGUUUGUGCGAAUGUAAGCUCUUCCACGAUCAAUGCUCAAAUAAUCCAUUGUUAUAACAACGGAACGGUAUCGGGAAAUAACCAUGUUGCGGGUAUUGUAGGUACUGCAUCUGGCACCGUAACCCAAUGUUUCAAUACCGGAGACAUUACAGCUACAGACAAUAACGCGGCUGGUAUUAUUGCAGGUAAUGUUAGUUUAAAAAUCUCCUUUUGUUACAACACAGGUACAAUUACAGGAGCUAGCAAUGUUUGUGGUUUAAAUGCUGCUGGCGGAGCCUAUAAAUGUUAUAAUUUGGGACAGGUCAUCGGUGAGGAAAACGUAAGACCGAUUGCUCCAGACAACACUAUGCAAAUGAAUUCAAGUAACUGCUACUAUAACAAGGAGAAGUGCAUACUUGAAAAGGAUUAUGCAGGAGCAUUAACUACAGAACAAAUCCUCGACAUACAGCACCUGAUGCCACUGCUCGACACCGAUGUCUGGUACAUGUACGAAGACCAAGAAGACAAAGCCUACUAUCCGAACCUUCGUUACUACAAGGGAAUAAUUGACGGUCCUGUUGAAAAAGACAUCACUUUCGACGAGAACGGAUUCUGUAAAGAAUAUAAGUUCAUCUACCAGCCCGCGCCAAUUACAGAAGACGGUGUAGUGGAGAUUUCAAACGGAGGCCAACUUAUGUGGUACAUGGAGAAGGUCAAUUUCGACGAACAAAAAUCACUAAGUGCCGUAUUGCUAGAAGAUGUCACCAUCAACGCCGAUAUGGACCAGUUUGAUUUUGAAAAAAUCGUCGACACGACCUAUGCUAUUACUAAAGUUUUUUACCGUUGGGUUCCCCUUGGCACCAUAAAGAAUGGGUUGGAAUGGAACCACUUUAGUGGCACAUUCGACGGGCAAGACCACACCAUUAACGGACUCAUCUGCAAUGGUCUGUAUCUACAACAAGGAAAAUUCAUACCAGGUAUACACUACCCAGAAAUUGGAUUCGUUGGCUAUUUGGAAGAAGAUGGCGUCAUAAAGAAUUUAAAAAUCAACAACUCCUAUUUUCAAGGUAAUGAAAAAGAGCAACACCAACCUAUAGGAGCACUUUGUGCAGAAAAUCACGGACUCAUAUCAAGAUGUAGUGUAGAUAACACACGCAUAGCCUCGGGGAACCUGUUGGGAGGUAUCUGUAGUCAGAACUACGGGACCAUUAAAAACAGCGGAACUAAUAAAGGAUGUUUUAUACACGACAUCGAUGGCAUUCUAGCCUUAGCAGAAAUUGGUGGUUUAGUACACACAAAUCACGGUACUGGUAUUCUUUCUGAAUGUAAUUCAAACGGGGUAAUCAACUCCAAGAACGGCGUAGGUGGUAUUGUUUACGACAAUUACGGGUUACUAAGCUAUUGCAAGAAUUUUGCAGAAAUCAACGCCACAUCAAACGUUGGAGGUAUCUGUUGCAAUAACAAUGUGACCUACGAAGGAACAAUCGGCAAACUGAACCAUUGCGUGAAUUUUUCAAGUAAGCUAGCAAGCGAAAGAUACAGUGUAGCGGGAGUCUGCUGCUUCAACAAAAAUUACAACGACAUUUAUGCAGAAAUCGGCAACUGCAACAAUCUUGGAUUUAUAGAAGGAAAAGAAAUUGCAGGUAUCUGUUGGGAAAACAACGGAAUGGUUAAAGGCUGUUUGAACUACGGAGACCUAACUUCAACAGAAGGUCCUGUUGGCGGUAUUGUUUCUAAUAACUACAGAACCGUAAAAACAUCGUUGAACCAUGGCAACAUUACCAGUAAGAAAGACUAUGUUGGUGGAAUUGUAGGCAAAUGCAAUUCAUUUUUCAACGAUAUCAACAUUUCACUAUGUGUGAACAACGGCGUAAUUAUUGGUAACAAGAACGUUGGUGGCAUUGUAGGUUUUGGCGAUUACGUUAAGGAGACUGAAAAAGGCUCCAAUGUGAACAACUGCAUCAACACCAGCACAAUAGCAGGUAACGAUAAUGUAGGCGGCAUUUGCGGAAACAGUUUCAUAACAGAAAAAUGCUUCGCUUAUGGUCCUGUUAAAGGUCUGGGAACAUUUGUAGGAUGCAUCAUCGGUCAUAGUUACGCAAAUGGUUUCUUACGCCACUGCUAUGUCAACCUAGACUCUUGCAUAACCAAAUUAGACGUCAUUAUUAAUCCAAACAACCCAAUUAUCGACCUUCCUGGUGUAUACGACAUUACCUAUGUAAAAUCGUCUGACGCACAAGGUUCAGGAGUGAAGAGCAGUAUGGGGAAUCUUGAUUUUGACAACACAUGGGUUGCAGCAGAAAACGGCUACCCUACGCUUAAAGCAUUUAAAAAUCUAGAGGAUGGUGGCUUUAUUGAAGAUGUUGAUAAAUCAGAAUCAGAUGCAGAUCCUGUAAUUGAGAACGAUGGCGUACUCAUCUAUACAAACGAGGGUACAGCCUACGUCAUUUCUCCAUCAGCAUUCAGUGCUUAUCUUUACAACAUAAAUGGUUUAAUCCUUAAAGAAGUAACCAUUACUGAAGGAGUCAAUUCAAUUAGCGGUCUUCAUAGAGGGGUGUACUUCUUGGGCAACCGGAAGUUCAUUAUUAAAUAA